Messenger RNA from Maudiozyma barnettii, 549 nucleotides. RefSeq lists its product as uncharacterized. The transcript has a single exon. Lineage: Eukaryota; Fungi; Ascomycota; Saccharomycetes; Saccharomycetales; Saccharomycetaceae. The record is from RefSeq and is a predicted model, not a curated record. Bases 1 to 549 code for a protein of 182 amino acids.
AUGGGUCUAUCAACUUUAUCAUAUGUAUAUAUUCGUUAUUUUGAAAAUGGAAAACUUUCAAUCUAUAUAAUAUUUCACGUUGUCCGGUACGGUACCGUACGGUAUCAUACUCCUCAACUUGAGCAUUUUGACUCUUUUGCUAACCUCAUACUUCGUACGGUUUAUUCAUCUUUAACUUCAUCAGUCUUAUCAUUAAUAUCAGUUUCAUUAGCAUCAGUCUCGUUAGCAUCACCGUCUUUCUUCACUUCUUGUUCUUCUUGUUCUUCUUGUUCUUCUUGUUCGUCACCACCUGCAACAAUAUCUGACUUUAUCUUUUGCCACCCACUGAACUGUAUAUUAUAUCCAGUAAAUGACUUGACUUUAACCUCAUCAACCGUGUUUUCCCAUGGUAUCACAGGCGUCUUCAUCUCUUCAGCAAUGAGCUGGUCCUUGGCUGUCUCGAUCUCCGACAUAUCUAUUAAUCUCACUGAACAAGAGGAAAACUCAAUAUUACUAAUGGUUCCUGUUUUGCCACCUUGCUUCUCUCUCUGUUCUUCUAGAAAGUUCUAA